Molecule: messenger RNA, 3950 nt
Organism: Trifolium pratense (red clover)
Lineage: Eukaryota; Viridiplantae; Streptophyta; Magnoliopsida; Fabales; Fabaceae
Exons: 7
Coding region: 904-3672 (922 amino acids)
Molecular function (GO): zinc ion binding; DNA binding
Source: RefSeq, a predicted model, not a curated record
ACAUUAACUGUCACAAGACAACACAUGUGUCACACUGCAACUCUUCAUGCAACUUGCAACCGCAAUUCCUCACUUUCUCUUCUUUUCUUCUUUCUAUCUUCCUUUUGUUUUGUGGAUCAAACAAAACUUGUUGAGCUUCAAUUCAAUUCAACUUAUUGUUUGGAUGACCAUGAAGAAGAAGCAUGCAUGUUAGAGAUGAAAUCCACUCAUAAGUUUCAUCUCUAACAAUUUGAGUUUAUGGUAUGAAAUGAAUGAUGCUUUUCAACUUCAUUAGAAUCUAUGAUGCUUUUGUUAAAGAAUUUGGAUGUCCUUGUCAAUUAAAUAAAUGCUUUAUGCUUCUUUAUUUGGUUCACAUGUAAGGACAUGUUUGGAUUCACAUAAACACUUGUGAGACUGUUUGAGAAAACUUAUGAAAAUAACUUAUGACAUGUCCUUAAGUUGUUUUUCAGCUUAUUUACAUAAGUUCUCCAGGCUAGCUGCAAAAAAACUUAUAGCUUAUAUAUUUAACAAUCUGUCUUUACUUUAUCUAGUGUUAUAGAAAUAACUUGUAUAUAAACACUUAUAAGAUAAACACUUACGUCAUGCAUUUAAUUAAGUUAUUUAUCCAAACAUGGCCUAAAUCUAAUACAUUUGAAAUGUUGAAUUAAGAAUGUUGCAUAUAAGGAAGUUGGAUUAAUGGUUUGUUGAAACAAUUUGACUUUAAUGAGUAACAGAUAAUUCAGUCAAGUAAUUUGGUGCUAGGCUUAAUGUUACUGUUAAUGAAUUAGUGGCCUCAAACAUUUACAUUUGUUAUAUAUAUAUCAUGCGCUCAGAAUUAUUUUCAUUUCAAGGCGCGACAUAAAAGUUGAUAUCGAUUCGGAUAAUAUUUCAGGACCUUUUUGUGAAGAGCUUGUCCUUCUGAAGAUGAGUGAAGAAGAAAACAAUAAAGUAAAACAAAAUAGUGAUAGUGAACUUAAUAAAAAUAGUUCAGGUGCAGGUGCAAAUGCAGCUUCUAGAGCUGACAUGACAUUAGCUACAACUGACCCUCUAUCUGAAAUUGUUUGGUCUCCAGAAAAAGGUCUAAGUCUUAAAUGUGCUGAUAAAAAUAGUUCUCUUUUUCGCGAUGUUGGACCAAGUUGCUCUAUGGUUCUUUCUCUGCCGCAAAGUGUUACUUAUUGCAACUCUAUCACGGAUAAACCUAUUGACGAUAAUUUUCUAAAAUCUAUAGCUAUUGCAUGUGUCAAGCCCGAUUAUAAAGCCGAUGAAGAAAAUAGCAACGGUAAAGGAUCUCGUGGUAACGAAGAGAAAGUAAAGACUGUUGAAAGAGCGCCUAAUUUUCCCUAUGAUCAAGAUUGGGAGAAGAAUAUUGGUGAUCAAGCCAACAUUGGAACCGAUGAAAUAUCUAGAAUAGAAGGAAACAAAUUAUCUGCUAUUUCAGUUGAACCUAAACUUAUCAUCAUGGAGCAAAAUCCUUCACCAGGGAGACCUUCCAAUGAAGGCAUAGAUUUUGGUAUCGGAAAAAAGGCAGUUGGAAUUGGAACAGAUGAUGAUUUACAUGUGUUUGAGCCUAUAAUUGAAUAUAAAGGCUCUGGUGCUGCAGGAACUAAUUUAACAUCUUCCAGUAGGAAUCCCUUAGAAAAAACGGAAUUUUGUGCCGAGAAUGAUUUAAGAAAUGUUGACACUGAACCUGCUUGUGCUGCAACAUGUGGAGUUACUGUUAUUGAGACUAAAAGCAAAUCUCGUGAGGACAAUGAAAUGACACUAGUUUGCAAUAAGGUUCUUCCGGUUUUGCAUUCUCCAUGUAACAGUGGAAUUCGCGUGGCGAAAAAUAAAGGGAAGGAAAAGUCCUUAUCAGACAGGGACGCAAAUGUAAGAUUAUCAAUGGAUAGUGACAGCAAUUCAAGUGUUGAAAGCUGUAACAGUGCUAGGUUUUUUUCCACAGGUAAGAAGCGGCGUAACUAUCAACAACAGCAGUUGAUAAUUGGAAGUAAAAGAGCCAAAAACAGCGUUGAAGAAACUUCUGGUUCCAAAUCCUAUAUUAAACAUGAAAGCUCAUUCAAAAACUGGAUUUCAAGCAUGGUGAAAGGGAUCUCGCAAUCAGUCCAACACGAUUCAAACAGUUUAUCUCUUAGAAUUGCAAAUCCAGGUCCUCUUAAUGCAUGGUCUGAUGAGAAACUUGUUGCAAGCAAAACAAAUCAAGUUCCUGAGCCGAAAAAUACAGGAUUCAAAUCCAUUUUUCGGUCCAUGUAUAGUCCAAGUUUGAAGGAUGUAGGAACAAGAAUGUUUCAUCAUGAAGGAGAAGGUGAUGAGGAUUUUGAGCCAAGUAAUAGCACGGUACCUGGAAUAAAUGCUACUCCAAUAACCUGUUAUCCAGAGAACAAUAGCCUUGCCGAACGGCAUUUUCAAUCAAAUAGGUUUGUAGAAUCUAUAGGGAGAUACGAUGCUGGUCCGUCGCAGCCUAACAUUGAACCUUUAAAUUUUUUUAACAGUCAGGAAAUCAGCAAAGUUAACCAAGUAGAGAAUGAAAAUUGUUCAAAUUUGGACCUUAGUAAGGAAGAAAUGGCAUCAAAUUCAUCUUCAACAAGACAAAAUACAAAUAAUACUGAUAAUGUAAAUUCCAAUGCACCAUCUGAGAGAAAGGAAGCGGAGAAUAUCGGUCACAGAAGAGACAAUCUAGGGAGUCUGUGGAUAUCUAGAUUUGCACCGAAGUCAACUGCCCCCUUGUUCAACGACCUUUCGUCUUCCCCAGGAAUCACAAACUCGGAGCAAAAUGCUUCGAUGUUUGCCAGGAGAUCUGUUGCCAGUGAUCAUAGUAUGCCGACGAACAAAGCAGAAUGUACCUCACAAGUGAAUAUGUUUUGUUUGUUUUGCGGCACAAAAGGUCACCAACUCAGUGAUUGCUCAGCUGUUGCAGAAAGUGAGCUAGAAGAUCUUCAGAAGAAUGUAAAUUCAUAUGAAGGUCUAGAAAAUUUUCCUUUUAUGUGCAUUAAAUGUUUUCAGCUCAACCACUGGGCAAUUUCAUGUUCCAAACUUCCUAGUGGAAAUAAUUUUAUCCCGAGCAAUGAAGGGAGUGCGAGACAACAGACUGAUGCGGCUGACCGUAUUUUAUCUGGCGGUACUAUCCAUGAUAGAACCGAUCACAAAACAGAUCAGAAUGUUAAUUUGAAGCGGAAAUCAAAUGAUAUUGUAACCGUCGAGAUAGAAUGCAAUGCAUCAUGCAAGAAAUAUUGUGGUUCUAGUUCAAAGGAAAACAAAUUCAAAGACAAACCUAUUAUAACAUCUCCAUCCAGACAUGUACCAGAAAGAAUCUUCGAUGCAGUGAAAAAGCUUCAAUUGUCCCGCACCGACAUCCUAAAAUGGAUAACAGCGCAUGGAUCGAUAUCGCAACUUGAUGGCUUUUUCUUGCGCCUGCGGUUUGGGAAGUGGGAAGAAGGGCCUGGAGGAACUGGAUACCAUGUGGCUUGUAUAAGUGAAACCGAGAGACAUAGUUUAGAGCAGCAUACUAGAAAAUCUCUCUCAGUGAAAGUAGGGGGAAUCAAGUGUAUGGUAGAAAGUCAUUAUAUAUCUAAUCAAGAUUUUCUUGAGGAAGAAAUCAAAGAAUGGUGGUCUAACACCUCAAAAGCAGGUGUUGAGAUUCCAUCUGAAGAAGAUCUGAUUGCAAAUUUUAAAAAGAAACAACUGUUAGGCUUGUAGCCAUUUAUUAAGUAUGUGUUUUGGAACGGCGUUUACAAAAAACUAAGCUUCCGGUGGUUUCUUGCCGUGAUUUUCCUAAAUGUGCCGCUGCUCCAGACAUUCGUCAAGUGUUAAUAUAUUCACCAUCAUAAGCAGUUUAUACUCAUACUUUGUUUCUUAUUCAUAAAAAGUUUGUAUAGAAAAACAAUACUGAUUCGAUUUAGAGGAAUAAUAUAUAUACAUUUUAACCCCUCCCCCUCAGUCACAAUAUCAAUGAAAAAAGCUACAAAUUGCAGCUU